CACCCCACCCACCCCCACAAACACCAAAAUGUCUCUCUCUUUCAACAAACUUGAAAAUCCACUAAAACAGUUAAAGAGUUGACUAGUUGAGUUAUUACAAAUCAAGAAUUGAUGCCUAUAUUUCCAAAUAUUUCUACCACCAAACUAUAUAUCCUUUGAGUAAUCUUCAAGUUUUCUUUGUAAAACCUCUCUUUUUUUCUACUUUUAUUCUUCUUUACUCAUUGAAAAAACACAACUCCAUAAAAAGAAAGAAAAAAAAAAGUGUUAUGGGAAAUCAUCAAUUCAUUUAUCCAAUUUUUAUCUCUUUUAUCACUACCCUUGGCCUUGUUUCCAUCUCUCUAUGCAUAGCUGCUGAAUUCAAGAAAACAAAGAAGGAAGAUCUGAGGUUUGAUGGGAAAUUGUGUUACUUGCCAAAAAGUGUAGCUUUUGAAUUGGGAAUUGGAGCUUUAAUUUGUUUAAUUAUAGGUCAAGUGAUUGGGAAUUUGUUGAUAUGUAGAAAUGUCUUCUCAAAGGAUCAUCAAAACAAUUCAAAGACUAACAAGAAGCCUACCGUUACUGGCCUCAUUUGUGUUAUCUCAUGGAUGAGCUUUGUGAUGGCAACAAUUUUAAUAGGAACUAGCAUUAGCAUGAGCAAAACCCAACCACUUGGUGAAGGGUGGCUGGAUGGUGAAUGUUACAUAGUCAAUAAUGGUGUCUAUAUUAUUUCAGCUAUUUUGGUAUUUAUAACUUUGAUCACAGCACUUGGUCCCCUCAUCUUCAAAAUAAGAAAGAAGGACCAAGCACAAACAAGAUGGCAAAAUACCUCAACAAGUUGAAUAGAUAAAAGAAAAAAUAUAUAUACAAAUAGAUGAGAAAUUAAAAUGCAUAUAGACUUUCUUAGCAAACAACUUUUUUCUUAUUCUAUUUUUAUGAUAGAGAUAGAGAAUCAAUGCUCUCCAACCUCCUAUAAAAAAAGCACAUAACAUCCAACUUCCAUAUACAAAUGUGUUAUCUCUCAUUUCUUUUUAUAAUUAUUAUAUUCAGAUCGGACUUAUACAUACCUCAACUGACUUUAUGAAGUACAUGUUACCUUCUAUGACUUUAUGAAGUACAUGUUACCUCCUACCUCCUACGUGUCAACACCCCUCACUCUCCGUUUUGGGGCUGGGGUAAGGGGUGGGGGAUGGAAGGAGAAGGACGUGAAGAACUAUGUUUUAUGUGGUCCCUUUUAAUAUAAAAGAAAAAAAAUGGAAAUGCACACUUUUUUUUUCUUCCCCUAUACACAUGGUGGUGAUGUGUUAUAAAUUGCAAAUUAGUACAUUGAGAUCGUGAGAUGUAUAAUUAAUAUAUUUCAUGGAGUCAGAAAAUGCACGUGGCCAGCAGAAAAAUCCUCCACCAUCUCUGGAGACUUUUGUCAAUAUAAAGAACUUGUCUAAGAAUAUCUUUCUAAAAAAAAUUAAAGAAGCUAAAUUAGGGGACCAGUUCCUCUCCAAGAAUCCUGUUCGUAUUCACUGAAUACGACCAUAUAUAUGUAAUUAUUUAUACAAAAGUGUCUACUUAUGUUUUUAAAUACUGAAGAGAAGACAAGUUCAUUUCCUCA
Messenger RNA from Solanum pennellii, 1579 nucleotides. RefSeq lists its product as uncharacterized. The transcript has 3 exons. Lineage: Eukaryota; Viridiplantae; Streptophyta; Magnoliopsida; Solanales; Solanaceae. The record is from RefSeq and is a predicted model, not a curated record. Bases 267 to 815 code for a protein of 182 amino acids.